Molecule: messenger RNA, 1936 nt
Organism: Erythranthe guttata (spotted monkey flower)
Lineage: Eukaryota; Viridiplantae; Streptophyta; Magnoliopsida; Lamiales; Phrymaceae
Product: bromodomain testis-specific protein
Biological process (GO): regulation of DNA-templated transcription
Molecular function (GO): sequence-specific DNA binding
Source: RefSeq, a predicted model, not a curated record
UACUCAGAGCCCAUCAGUGCAAAGCCCAACCACCACCAGGCCCAUCAGAUGCAAAUAACAACAAAAUCAAUAUUCAUUAAUUAAUUCACAAUAUUUAUAAUUAAUUAAUUAAUUAAUUGAAUAUAGCUCACCCAUAACUUCCUCUUAAGCUACUGACUGCACUCGCCUGAGAGAAACGUCCUCUACCGGAAACCGCCUCACCACCAAUAAUGCAGUGCCACUGAAACUGAUUCAUUUUUUUUGAUGUGGUGUUGAAAAGCUGAAGGCGGAGAAUUCGACGACGUGAUUUCCCCUCCUUCCGUCUGUCUACUCAGAAAGUUUUUCAAUCUCUUUCAUUUUCCCCAAACGUCCUACGAUUUGUUAUGUCAGAAAAUUCACGGGAUCUAACUGCUUCUGGGGAAAGUAUUAAUGUUGGACCAGACUUCUUUGGUUACUAUGCAAGUGAGGUUGCACAAUUACUGUCUCAAGAUGAAUGUCUUUUUCCUUUUCCUCAUCCAGUUACUCGCUUAGCCGGAAACCUUCAUGAUGUGGUCAGAGAAAAGGCGUCAACUGAGAGUGGUUGCAGAAACAAAAAAUAUAUUGGUAUUAAGGGUUCUGCUCCAUUGUUUUCUACUGGAAUAGGAGCUCUACUUUCAGAUUUCAAGAAGGAACGAUUGAAAAUACUGGUUCGGCAGGGGGUUUUUACUCUUACUCAGGAGGUGGAUGAGAUGAUAGAUCCUGUUAUUUCCUUUUGUCGAUUACAAUCAUCUUUGAGAUGCAAAGACACCCUUUUAGGCUUGGAUGCCUCAACAUGCAAGGCUGAUCAGCCUCAACACCCUCACAAGAGGCUCAAAGUCUUACCUGCAUUUUCGGAUUCAGAAGGUGAACAUAUGAAUGUGGCUUUACCAGAAAAGGAAUCGUCCAAUGAUGUUGUGAAGAAAUGCAGCCAUUGCCAAACAACUAGUGCUCCUGAUGGGACCAAGUCUAUUUGCCAUGCCUGUGGGCUUAGUUAUGCAAAGAAUCUGGAGAAUGUAUCGUCUAUGAAUUCUGAUACUGAAGCUGGCGAAAUAAGUAGAGAUGUAGAGAUUGAUGAUGAUUUGAGGAUUCUCUUAGAGAAUGAUAGUGCUGUGGUCGAGGAACUUAUGAAGAAGCACUUUGAUGAGUUCUCUGGCACGUUACAUCACAUGGAGCAGAAACUUGAAGAACUUCUGAAUAAUUUAAUGACCAGUUGCAGGCCAAUGACCAUUACUGAGAAGCAACGACUUCGUAAAUUGAUUCAGAAUUUACCGCCUACAAAUCUAGAGCGAGUGGUGGAAAUCAUUGGACAUAGUAAGCUCUCAGAGGGAGAUUCUUGUGAUCAAGUGCACGUUGAUCUGGACGAAGUGGAAGAAGUUACACUGUGGAGAUUGUAUUUCUAUGUUACAACUGUCCAAGGUAGCAUCACUCUAUGAAGAUUGGGAAUAGAGAGAGAGAGAAAGAGAGAGGCUUCUCUUACAGUCCUCCUUAUGUACAGCCCCAGCUUAAUAUUUUCCGUUGAUUGUAUACAACAAAGAAGCCUGCCCCCAACAUUCAAUACUGUUUUUACUUGUAAGUCUUCAACCAUAAUAAUUAGCCUUUGUUAUUCAUACGUACAGUAGAAAAAUCGUUCUUCCUUUCAUCAAAGUUAACAUAAUAGAAAUAUUUUCUGUCAAGCUGAAACCAAUACAUUGUUGACAGAAAGAAACAUAUAUUUGAAAUAAUCAUGAAAUGACAAUUUGACAUACUUAUGAACUUCAUGUACCGUGCUGAAACCAAUACAUUGUUGACAGAAAGAAACAUAUAUUUGAAAUAAUCAUGAAAUGACAAUUUGACAUACUUAUGAACUUCAUGUACCGUAUUACUAUGGACUCACUCGUUUGGAGAAAUUGAAAUGAAACUGGAGGUGAAAUGGGGAAUAAUAUUCGUAAACGUAAUAAUA